Messenger RNA from Spirometra erinaceieuropaei, 343 nucleotides. The record is from the annotation of a GenBank genome assembly. Lineage: Eukaryota; Metazoa; Platyhelminthes; Cestoda; Diphyllobothriidea; Diphyllobothriidae.
AUGGUUUGCGAAAAAUGUUGGUCCUUCUCCUCUUAUGCUUAUCCCCCCACGUCUUCUAGGUGAGAAAAAAUUGGGCCAGAUUGUCACACCCGAUCCAUGGAAGGCCGGUGCCCGAAAUGUGGUCAAAGGUGGCCGCAAGUUGAACGAAAACAAACUACUCACGGGGUCAAAGAGUCGUUUUAACCCCUACACAAAGUCUUUUCGAAAGUGCCGGAUUUGUGCCCAGAGCGUGCACCAGCCUGCCUGUCAUUACUGUCAGGCCUGCGCCUUUAAGAAGGGCAUUUGUGCCAUGUGUGGUGUGCGGUUGGUCAACACCACCAACUACAACCAGAGUUCAGUCUAA